Messenger RNA from Exophiala xenobiotica, 3453 nucleotides. RefSeq lists its product as uncharacterized. The record is from RefSeq and is a predicted model, not a curated record. Gene Ontology annotation, biological process: DNA-templated transcription. Lineage: Eukaryota; Fungi; Ascomycota; Eurotiomycetes; Chaetothyriales; Herpotrichiellaceae. The transcript is spliced from 9 exons. Gene Ontology annotation, molecular function: zinc ion binding; DNA binding; FAD binding. Bases 1 to 3453 code for a protein of 1150 amino acids.
AUGAGCGGAAGAGAAUAUGGUCGAAUCCAUUCCUGGGGUUUCGGUCCAAAGCGAGGAGGAGAUUUCGAGCUCCAUAGCCCGUGCUCCCACCUCGAAUUGCCACAAACCAUUGUGGAACCAAUUUUGCUUAGAUACGCGACCCAGCAUGGAUUUCCAUGUCGAUUCGGCUCUCGACUCGUACGGUUUGACGAUUCCGCGGUCGACCAUGUCAUGGUGGAAGUCGAAGAUCGAAUCUAUGGGACCAUCCAGAAAAUCAAGUGCAAAUAUCUCUUUGGUGCAGACGGUGCAAAGAGUCGCAUUGUUCAGCAGUUGGGCUUGCCUCUAAACGUCCAACCUAGCCAAGGCAUUGCCCUGAACGUCCUUCUUCGAGCUGAUCUGUCCGAUAUAAUGAAGACUCGAGUGGGGAACUUGCAUUAUGUCAUUCAACCUGAUGUGGAAAUGCCCGAUUUUGCUGGAUGGUCUAUCAUGCGAAUGGUGAAGCCGUGGUAUGAAUGGCUUGUCAUUAUGAUGUACAAACCAGACUGCCCAGCAGAUUUCACGCCCACGCAGGAACAGGUUCAAGAGCAGGUCAAGCGCGUUAUAGGAGGCCCUACUAUCCCGGCAGAGAUUCUGCGCAUUGAUAAAUGGAUUAUCAACGAGAUCGUUGCGGAGAGCUACAGCAAAGGUCGAGUAUAUUGCCUGGGAGAUGCCGUACAUCGUCACCCACCCAUGAAUGGACUUGGGGCGAAUACCUGCAUUCAAGAUGCCGCAAACCUUGCUUGGAAGGUAGCGAUGGUGGAAAAAGGAAUUGCGGGAGCGUCACUCCUGGACACCUAUAGUGUUGAACGUCAACCCGUUGGAGCCGGGGUUGUCCAAAGAGCUAAUGCUUCAUUACGAGAGCAUAUUCCUAUUUUCGACACCCUCGGAUUCCUUGAUCCGUCCCUGGAGGGGCGAAAAGCACAGCUCGCGAUUCUGGAUGAGGAAUCCGACCGUGGCCGAGUUCGACGCCGCAGACUCAUGGACGUGAUCGAUGAAACAAGUCAUGAAUUUCAAGCACAAGGUUCAGAUAUGGGCCAGCAAUAUGAGUCCUCAGCUGUCUUUCUCGAUGGCGCUGGGCAACCUCCGAAAUUACCGUCAGAUCCAGUACUUUUCUAUGAGCCGCGUACGUUUCCAGGCAGGCGACUACCACAUGCCUGGCUGAAUACCAGUGUACCAUCGAGACAGGUUUCGACUUUGGAUCUCAGUGGCAAAGGCAGAUUUACAAUCUUCACUGGGCACGGAGGCGAGCCCUGGCUCAAGGCUGCCGCUCAGACGAGAGAGAGUUUAGGCGUCGAGGUGACGGCACACGCAGUUGGCUUCGGUCUUGAGUACGAAGCCGUGUACAAUGACUGGUAUCGCUUGCGUGAGGUUGAGGAGGACGGAUGUGUCCUUGUUCGACCUGAUAACUUCGUGGCCUGGAGGAGUCAGGGGAUGCUCAGUGGAAGGCAGUCAGAGGAUGAGGAUAACGGAUCUCAGAUGGACACGGCAUCACUCCUUCGUCUCCAGAAUGAGAAACUGGACCUCCUGAUCCGUAGGACAGCCGUCAUGGAUCUUGCAUACAAGCUGCCUGUGCACGAAGAUCUUAGGAGAGAGAUUUUCACCUCAUUACCCAGACAGCCCUUGCCUUUGUUUCAAGGCUCGACUAGUGCCUUCUUCUGUAUCAAUUACAUCGAUGUCGGUGCCGGAAAACUUGGACAGCCAUUCUUUGAGGGUUCCUUCAUCCCGUUGGCAGCCACGCCCUCACCAAUGCCAGCCUCCCUCUCCAUUGUUCAGGGGCAAAUCAUCGAGGGCGAAGCGAGUGACAUCAGCGGAAAUUAUCUGAUUGAUAACGACGCUCCGAUAGAAGGCAGCCCUGGCGCGAAAUUCCCUUUUCCGUCAGUUGCUUUGCCGUCACACUGUCCGCUCGCCGAAUUAGAUGGCCACUUUGUCAUUCGGAUGGUCCAGGUCUACGGACGCCUUGGAGGAGCAAUGUAUCCUAUCGUGGACAUUGCCGAGCUCACCCAGAAAGCGAGAUGCUUCUUCGAUGCUAAGGCUGAUCUUCAAUCAUCCCGAGGCAGGCAUGAUUCAGUCUUCAUGGAAAUUGCCCGGGACGACUUGGCCAUACUGAAGUUCGUGGUCGCAAUUGCUCUUCUAGCACAAGGCGAUAUGCAUGCUGAGAUGGCAUCGAGGCUGUUUCAAACUCUUCGACCAACGAUAGAAGCCAUGGUCUGGAACGUCGCGGUGGAUUUGAAAGACUUGGUUUUGAUGACGCUAGCGGCACUCUAUCACCUCCACUGGGGCAAAUGGCGUCUGGCCUGGCGCUUGGUUGGUGAUCUCACGCGAAUGGUGCUCGAGCUGGGCUUGAAUCGCGAGAUUGUGCUUUCCCGUGCGUUUCCCGACCCGAAAACUCGUGUUCGAGCAAUCAACACGAUAUGGACAAUCUACGUUCUGGAACAACACCUCAGUCAUGCGUUAGGCUUUUCCAACGCCAUGCACGGACUCAGCCUUGAGCUCAACUUCCCCCUGCCUGUCGAAGCCCCUUUCUUAACACUGAUGAUUGAAUAUGCACGUAUCGGGAAGCAAGCCUGCGACACGCUCUUGAGCGACAAAGACUUUAAUCAGCAGCAAGUGAGCAACUGGCAGGAGGACUACGCCUUUUUUCAAUACCGACUUGAGCGAUGGACAGUCCUCAUGUCGAACACCUUUGAAACCUCUGACAUGGACCAAGACAUCCGCCCAGACUUUCGAAUCGUUCGCACAAUCCUCGACCUCCGUGCAAACCAUCUUCGAAUCCUCGUUGCUCGUGCCUUCCUUUGUACCGGCCUCCGGAACGCAGCGCCUUCGGACAUCUGGACGACAUCUGUCAACAUUGCAGUUGAUUCAGUUCAAGUUUUCGCGCAGAUGGAUACCUCGACGCAGGAAUACCGGUUCCACCAGGUCCAAUUCAACCACUUUCUCAUCGUUGCCUUGGACAUGUUACUCUUCAUUACAACCCACCGAUCUUCGAUUUGCGGUUCUCCCUCGGCAAACGGAGAACAGCUCCCUGUGCCUGAAGAUGUAGUCCCGAAAGCUCAACAGAGCUCGGUCGUUGCACUAAAUAUCCUCCGCAAUCUGGCCGAAACCUCCAAUCAUUCCAAACACCUGUGGGAGCGGGUUCGAGGAGUGGCCUCUCGUCUCAAUUUAUCAAGCUAUUUGUUCCCCACUGCUGCGGACCACGAGAUAUAUCCUCCUGCCAUGCAUUCUGGGAGCGGACACUCCGGUGUUGAAGAGACAGCUGGCGAUGCUGGUCUAGCAAAACACCACACGAACGUUGAUCAUCAUGAACCCCAGAAUUUUCCAUUUACCUUCCCAACAGGAGACAUGGGGACCUGGGAGUUCCACGGCCUACUUUCCUCGCCAGUGUUUGAUCAUUUGCAAGAUUUGGGCAGCCUAGCGGACAAUACGUGGAUUCGGUAA